Messenger RNA from Dovyalis caffra, 216 nucleotides. The record is from the annotation of a GenBank genome assembly. NCBI's taxonomy places the organism in Eukaryota, Viridiplantae, Streptophyta, Magnoliopsida, Malpighiales, Salicaceae.
AUGAAGGACAAGAUGACAGGACAGAGAGCUUUGAAUAAUGAGGAAUUUGACCAAGACGUUGAUGACGUUCCGAUCUUGGGAAGGGAAGUCGACAGAGAGGCUGCUGAUAUGGCGAGGAGAUUGAAAGCUAUCCAACUUAUCAAAAGGUUAGGGAAGAUGUUCAAUCUAGUGAAGCUGGCUUGGACGGUGAAUUUGAAGAACUGGAGAAUAUUGUGA